AUGGGUGGGAGGAAUGAAACCAAAGUCAUGUAUUUCAUUCUCCUGGGUUUUCCCACCACUGGUGAACAGCAGCUGCUUCUCUUCUCUGCUUUACUUCUGGCUUAUUUAUUAACUGUGUUGGAAAACUUCCUCAUCAUUCUCAUCAUCCGAAACACCCACAGCCUGCAAAAACCCAUGUAUUUCUUCCUAGGGAAUCUGUCCUUCUUAGAGAUCUGGUAUGUCUCUGCCAUUGAGCCAAAGAUGAUCAGAGAUGUCCUGUCCCACGACAAAAGGAUUUCAUUCCAGGGCUGCAUGGCACAGCUGCAUUUCUUUGUGACUUUUGUUUGCACUGAGUACGUCCUGCUGGCCGUGAUGGCCUUCGACCGCUUCGUGGCCAUCUGCAAACCCCUCAGGUACCCCCUGAUCAUGAGCCACAAGCUCUGUGCCCAGCUGGUGGCUGCCUGCUGGAUGUGUGGCUUGGCCACCUCUUCCAUCAAGCUGGGCUUUAUAGCCAGCCUCUCCUUCUGCGACGUGGACAAAAUCAAUCAUUAUUUCUGCGACAUUUCCCCCCUCCUGAACAUCUCCUGCAGCGAUUCCUCUUCGGCCGAGCUCGUGGACUUCACCUUGGCCCUGCUGGUCAUCAUGCUGCCCCUGUGCGCUGUGGUGGCCUCCUACAUCUGCAUCCUCUUCACUGUGCUGAAGAUUCCUUCUCCCCAGGGGAGGCAGAAGGCUUUUUCCACCUGCAGCUCCCACCUGACCGUGGUGGUUUUGUUCUACUCCACCACCCUUUUCACCUACGCCCACCCCAAGCUCAUGUACACCUAUCGUGCCAACAAGCUGGUGUCAGUCCUGUACACGGUGGUUGUGCCGCUUCUGAAUCCUCUCAUCUACUGCCUUAGAAACAAAGAGGUCAGGGUUGCCAUGAGGAGGAAAUCAAUGCUGUCACCUUUUCUUAAAAGUCUCCAGCUGAAUGACUGCUCUGUUUUGUUCUACUCCACCACUCUUUUCACCUACGCCCGCCCCAAGCUCAUGUACACCUAUCGUGCCAACAAGCUGGUGUCACUCCUGUACACGGUGGUUGUGCCACUUCUGAAUCCUCUCAUCUACUGCCUUAGAAACAAAGAGGUCAGGGUUGCCAUGAGGAGGACCUUUACUUGCAGAAGAGGCGCCAAAGAAAUCAACUGA
Molecule: messenger RNA, 1164 nt
Organism: Melospiza georgiana
Lineage: Eukaryota; Metazoa; Chordata; Aves; Passeriformes; Passerellidae
Product: olfactory receptor 6Y1-like
Exons: 2
Coding region: 1-1164 (387 amino acids)
Biological process (GO): G protein-coupled receptor signaling pathway
Cellular component (GO): membrane
Molecular function (GO): olfactory receptor activity; G protein-coupled receptor activity
Source: RefSeq, a predicted model, not a curated record